CAAAGAAAACGGAAGGAAGAAGACUAGCGUUCAAUUCCCUCAGGCUAACGAUGGCCGACAUGCAUAGCGUUAGUUCCUGUUUCAGAGAUGUGCAUACGAGUUUAGGAUCAAACUAUUAAUAAUAAAUCAAGUCACAGUCGUUGUCAACAAGCAAGGGAAAUGUGGACAUCUAGACGACGCUUUGGUGACAACAAUGUUUAUGCCUGGUACCACUCUUUUCAGCGCAGUGACAAUCGGCUCUGUCCAAAAGCCGAAACCAAUGAGCUCAUCUGACUGUGAUACAGCCAAUCUCUGUAAAAUGGGUGUAAAACAGUACGCCUGGCAGAUGUAACCCGAACCAUUCCCAUGAUGCUGCAGGGGCCGUAUGGUGGCCUGGAUAAGGACAAGCCACUCAUCCGGCUUCCAUUCACAUAUUUUGCGGUUGGCACAGUGUUGCUGGCUCUGACCGGUUUGUUAGCCUGCCUGGCCUUAUCACUACUGUACCACUUUGAGGAAUCAACCUAUACACACUGUCAUGUACCAAACUACCUCCCGUCAAUCAGCGCGUCCAUCAGCCUGGUGCCGGAGCGCUACAUCUGGCGCGGCUGCAUCGGCCUGCACUCGGCGCCGCGCUACCUCGUGGCCCUCGCCUACUUCAGCUUCUACUGGGGGCGCUUUGCGAGGAGGCGGCUGGAGCUGCUGCUCAGUGGCCUGGCGCUGCUCUGCGGCCUGGCAGAGAACACGGGCCUGCUGUUGCUCACCUACGUGGCCUCCACCGAGACCUACAGUCUCCAUAAAAACGGCUUCAUCGUGUUCAUCGCCAGCUCUCAGCUGCACAUGCUCAUCACUUGCUGGCUGUGGCAGGUCAUCAAGAGACACUGCAUUCACCCAGAGGAAGUGACGUCGUACCGAUGGAAAUUGCGCAUCUUCGUGUUCAAUAUCAGCUGUUGCAUCGCUGCUGCGUACUUCUUCAACCGCCACAACAAGUACUGUGAAUCUGGAAUCUACACCCUGUUUGCACUUUGUGAGUACAUGGUGGUCCUCUCCAACAUGGCCUUCCAUAUGACCGCCUUCUUGGACUUUGGGAGCAAGGAGGUGAUGGUGGCCACGCGUCCUGAGGACAAGCGAUACUGAACCGGACAGUGCUCCACCCACCACCACCCCCCCACAGUGCCUCAAGAAAACCUUGACGGACACUAACGUCAGUGCGUUUUGGGCGAGAGCAGGUCAGGGGGACGGCGUUGCAACGGCAGUGGUUCUCGGGGUGACUGGGAGGCUGCAGUUGAUGCGCGAUGAGGAUCAUUGACAUUUCUGAACAUAAGGCUUUUAGUUCUCUACCACGCGCCGUAGUCUGCUUAAGAACACGCAAAUCUGACCAGAUGGGUUCUUUGUGGACGUUCACGCGUAUACAUUUGCCAAAUAGCACAUACAUACAUUUUGUUUGUGACUGCAGAAAUAGACUGUGUUGCGGUAGUGCCUUGCCCGAGGGCUCUAUACACUCAGACUAGUAUUUCCCCAAGGGAAAAUGCUGUCUGAUGAAAUGUGGCAACAAAGGGCUGAUGUGUCAUUUUCAGCAGCUGGUUUAAAACCCCCUGCUCAUCAACAGUUUUUUUUUUUAGCUUAAGUGACGGUCUAUCCAGUCGCACAGAGGAAGUAAUAGAGGUUAAUGGAAAGAUGGGAAGCUAAUUUGCUGUCAUGCACAAACUGCUCACACACGGCCAAGCGAGGUCACAUGCUACCCGGCGCUCUCCUGACUGUGCAGGAACGUCACUCGCACCGGCUGUGAACUCAGCACUUCGUUCUCGGUCAGAGCCACGUUCGGACAUUCUGAGAGCAUCGACUGACUGGCCACAGGAUUGGUCAUAACAUUUCAAUGUUCGGCCUUGCCGUGGUCGAAAUGAACGUUAAGCGCACGCGCGCACACAUAAACACACAUUCCACUCUUUUGUAUAGUGGUCAACAUGUUGGAAUGAUGUUAAAGUUGGGCUCCUGAAUAAGUAUCUAUCCAAAGGACGAUGUUAAAUAUUCUAGAUCUUGAAUCAAAUGAUACAUAAUAAAUGCAUAACCAAUAGGGCUGGGUAAAAAUAUCGAUUCAUCAAUGCACUGCAAUUUAUUUGUUCUCGAUUCAAUUUCGAUUCUGAUUUUUUUUUUAUCAAUUAUUUCCAUAAAAACAAAACAGAAACAUACUCAGUCAUUGUAAUCUAGAAGCCAGUAUGUCUAAAUGUACAUGCCCAUUUACAUUUGUCCAUGUCAUGAUAGGCCUAUAUACCUGACCGCAGUAUGAUAGGAGGUGAGCAGCAUGUAAGAAGGUCCGUGUAUUGACUUCAGAUAUGGAUUUGUUCACGUGUUUGUGGGGAACUUCAACAAGUUACUUCAGAUUUAUCUUGAUUUGGCUGUAUCUUCACACAUAAACACAUUCUAAAUGCAAGACAUAACUUCUUUAUUUAAAUGGUACCACCCAUGUCAUUUUCAUCCUCAUGAUUUUGGAACCCAGACUUUGGUUCCAUGAGCCAAACCUUUCAGCUGUACAGUUGUCUGAUUCCACUCUGUCCAUCAGUGGCAUGAAGAGCUGUUCUACCUGUUCUGCUCUGUUCUGCUGCCGUAGGCCUUAUGAAGGCGACUCUCCCUGGUCUGGUUAAGAUGGGGCAUUUUACGCUGCAAGUUUAGCUCAGGAACAAUACUAUACAAUGGUCUAUUCCCUUUCUGCUAGUUAAAGCAUAAUGAAAUGGUUAAUUCAUUUUGAUAUGGUUAAUUCUAAAUAUUUAGGUAUUUUAUCAUCUGUACUUAUUAUUGAAUCGGUAUCAAAGCAAUUGGAUCACUAUCUAAUCUAAUCGAUAUCGAAUCGAAUCAAGACCUAAAGAAUCUAAUUGAUUUGAAUUGUGAGGUACCAGUGGCAAUACCCAGCCCUAAUAACCAAGUAUAUUCAAGGUCAGUGGUGUCUAGGGCCAAAACAUAACUAAGCUACCAAAAUGUGAGCUUAAAAUGUAUUAUCGUUUAGUGACUGACGGCUUUCUAUAUUUGUUAUCUUUCAGAAUGGAAAUGUAAAGGAGCUAAUUUUUACAUGCCAACGUUGUCAUCAGAGAAUUUCUACAAGCUAGGACUUUGUUAAAAAUGAAACUGAUGUGUUUUCUAGAUGCAAAGCUUUGAUUCUAUCAGUAUAUUUGGGUAAAAAAAUGUUUUUGGGCAUUGGGUGUCAUCAAAGCUAUUAUAGUUCAGCACCAUGUCUGUACAUCCUACAUACAGACACUCUGAACAGUGGGGCUUUCCACUUCUUUUCAGUCUUUUCUUAACGUAUGAAGUAAUGUUCGGAGGUGAUGUUGGUGUGUUUUAGUUGUGUCCGUUAAGGAUGGAAUGCUUCAGCAAGGCCAAGAUUCCUUUGUGGAAACUACAUUUCCCAGUUCAACUCCUUUUUACAGGGAGAAGGUCGUUUUGGACAGUGGAUCAAUAAGUGUUUGGUGCAGUUUGUUUGACUUUCAUACGAUUCUACCUUACAUUUAAAACACACUUGAGAACUGAAUUACGAUAUUUUAACCAGAUUAUCCGGUUGCACCAUCAUAUGCACUAUAUUGUAAACAUAUCAAAGCAAAUAAAGCCUAUUUUGUUGGAGGACCAUUCAGUAAAAGCAAAGGCUAUAUAUGGUAUAAUACUAUUUGUAUUUGUGUAAGCCUCAUCAGAAAACACAUUUCUAUACACCCUGGUAUCGGGUUUAAGUUGAGUUGAUUAUUGUACCUAGGUACCCUGUGCAAGCUCAAAGACUAGAUCAUUCUUGAUUUGCUGUGCCACAAUGGUUUUACAAAAGGACUGCUGUGGGACUGAAAAUUCUCUGGCUGUAUCGAUGAACUACAUUGUAAAUGAACCCCUGACUAAGGUGCCUUCUUAACCUACUGUGCAGGUAUACAAUACAUUUAGCUGCAAUUGUAGCCCCCAAUCCUAUUUGUUUAUAAUAUUAGAAAUGCAAAUAGUUAUGUGAAUAUUUUAUUCAGAUGAUGGCUUAAUAUCAUAGUAAUUCGUCAAGUCAUGAUACUAUGAUGAAAUAGGCAAAUGUUUGUGUUGUGCUGGCUGCACUAAGGCCUGCCCCUAUGUUUGAUUCUGAAAUCGCUGACGCGGGGAAUGACUGAGGAUUGCCAUACUCUAAACAAAAGGGAUGCAAUAUUAUUCCAUUGAUGGAUUAACAGCAUGAACAAGUAUUUGAGAUAUGAUGCACAUACUGUAACCUCUAUGCCUUUUGAAAAGCUUCCGCUUGCAAAUACCACAGGUAGUAAAUGGCAGGUUUGGACAAAUGUUGUGGAAUGUACCUACCUAAUGUGUGCCUUAUACUAUAUGUUUGUGGGGAGUGUGUGUGCUUUUUUCUUAUGGUAGCCUGUUUUACAUACGUGUGAUGGGUUUGAAAGGGUUUGCAUUUUCCAAGUCGCUUGUAGGACAAUAUGUUUUCUAUAUUGCCUGUUCUAGUAGGUGUGUGAACUUAGAUCAAUAGGUAUUGCAAAAGGACGUGAGUCACACUUUGAAGAAUACUCAUGGUCUCGAGUUCCCCUUUGCCAGCUUCUCUAACAUCCUCUUCUACAUAAUUUGUUUAUCCACACAGAAUUCAGUCCCUUUUUAACAUUAUGUGGUUAAUGUUAUUCUAUUCUGCCCUCAAAGCAUUUGGUCUGAAGCUUGACAGCAGAAAUAAAACAUUAAUUCAAGUUAUUAAACCCCCAAAUUAACUUUGUUUAACUUCAAAUCAAUUGUAUGGGCUUGUUUGGUCUAGUCUGACAAAGGUUGGAAACCAGGCCAACCGCAAAAAUGAAAAUCCAUCAUCUAACAAAUAAAUAAAAUCUUUUUUAUUAAUAUUAUUUGGUCAUAAUAUUGCAUUAAAAAAAUGCAAACCACACAACAGUUCUUUAUGUUAGUAUAAUUUCAAGUUUUUCUUAGACAUUUGGUCAUUUAGAAAAAGGUCACUGGUUAGACCUCAACUGGACAAUUUCAGGAAAUAGAGUUUGGCUUAUUCUAAGGUAUUUCAGAAAAAUACCCAUUGCAACACAAUAUCCUCUUGUGAUAUGGCAGACACAGGACAAUGUGUGCCUUCUUAUUUAAUUGCACAGGAAUGAACAGAACAUUUGCACAAAAACCAACAAUAUUCAAUCACAACAAGUAAUAAAAAAAAUAAAACAGGACAUAAAUUACAGCUUGAUAAAUAUUCGAAACAAAGGACAUUCACUGAAGACAUCCCACAAGGUGAGGCCCGGGGAAAAGGAAAUUGAGAUUUGUUAUGCAUAGGGAAAAUGCUAACAUGAAUAAUAUUUACUGCAAUCUCUGUCUGUCUGUAUGUCCUAGCAUUUUUGCAUGGAGUUUGUUACCCUUGUGGGGAAGUUACUAGCCUGAUCAACGUUUUGUUAGAACCCGAUCCUAAGACACUAAAAAUAAACAUGAACCUUAAUCUGAAAAUAGAAUAUGAAUUUGAUUACGAUUACAUUUAAUGUUUUUAGGUAGAUUAAGAAUUGAUCACUUUUGUUACAGGGAUAUUGAGAUGAUGACAAGCAGAAUUCACAAAAUGUAGCUUCUUAUAACAAUAAAAAAAACAUCAAAACGUUAUGGCAGCCAUGUUGCCAUGAAUAGACCAGUUCCUACCAUUCUAAUUGUGUGUUCCAGAAUGUCUCAUCCCCUGACAGGAAAUGAGGGAGAGGAGGAAGUGGCUCCCUGCCUCGUCAAAGGAAACUCCAGAAGGAGGACUUCCUGGAACGCAGACUCUUAGGGGUAAACAGUAGCACUGCAUAUACAUCCACUUGUGAAGCUGGCUGCAAAGUAGGCUGAAACAGGAACUCAUACACUGGUCUCAAUUAUGUACAAAGAUAGAGUAAGCAAUUAAUUCUUUACGGGUGUCUGUGAUAUGAAUGGAAAUGGCUAUCUUUAAAAUAAUAUUAAAGAGAAUCUCAAUAAAUGCAUAAACAGGGACCUCUGUUAAAAUGACAACGACAAAACAACCAAACUCAAUUUACGAUGUCAGUGUGUUGCAGAGUCUACACCAUUUACGUCAUUCUAUAAGCCCUGACCAACCAAGAAGUUAAGAGUAAGGACGUGUCUUCCUUAACUCGAAACUUGUGUUGUAAUCGGCCAGAGUUCUGUGUCAGCACAGUCAAUGGUAAAUGAGCUGGUUUCACUUCCGCCGAUUCAAAGCGACAAAGUCAAAAGCUAGUUGAAUGGUUACUAAAAAGCAGCGCUGACUGAAGAUUCCAGACACCAUUGGGAUUUGUCGGU
Gadus macrocephalus (Pacific cod) is the source of this 6213-nucleotide messenger RNA. RefSeq names its product post-GPI attachment to proteins 2 (gene pgap2). The record is from RefSeq and is a predicted model, not a curated record. Gene Ontology annotation, cellular component: Golgi membrane; endoplasmic reticulum membrane. Gene Ontology annotation, biological process: GPI anchor biosynthetic process. NCBI's taxonomy places the organism in Eukaryota, Metazoa, Chordata, Actinopteri, Gadiformes, Gadidae. The transcript has 6 exons. Bases 346 to 1113 code for a protein of 255 amino acids.